Molecule: messenger RNA, 357 nt
Organism: Fraxinus pennsylvanica
Lineage: Eukaryota; Viridiplantae; Streptophyta; Magnoliopsida; Lamiales; Oleaceae
Source: the annotation of a GenBank genome assembly
AUGGAUUUCUUGAACAAGCUCACUGGAAAAGAUGAAAAACCCACUUCGGAUCCUCCCAAAGACACCGCUGAUCACCCAAAACCAUCCAAUUCUGAUCUGAUGGGUAGUGUAAAAGUACUGGCUGAUGCGGCCAAAGAAGGAAAGUUUGACAACCCAAAGGCGGCAGCGGCUGCGGCUGAUGUUCUCGGCGCCGCUGAGCAGUAUGGUAAGCUAGAUGAAACCAAGGGAAUUGGACAAUAUGUUGACAAGGCCGAGGAUUAUCUCCACCAGUACAGCACUACUCAUUCCUCCACCGCCAAUGUUAAUCCUGACAAGAAAUCAACCCCGGAUGCCACUGAACCGCCCAAAAACACUUAA